UGAUAAAGGAAUAAAUUUUGGUCUGUAGCCCUUAGCGCUGGUGCUGUAAACACAUAAAUGAAAUACUGUUACUGUUAUCAGUCAUUUAAAAAAAAAUAUUUAAUAUUAGGUUUUCCGACUUAGACCAGUUAGAAUAAUUUAGAAAUUUACAUUAUGAUUUUGAGAUUUGAAUGUUAAAAUAUACUUUUUUUUAUUUACAAUUACUUAAAUCUAUUUGUUUUUAAUACUGAUUAGCCAAAAAUAAGCUAAUUAUGAGUAAAAGACCGAGAACGGAACCAUCAACUAAUGGUCAAGAAGACAUUUGGGGUGAUGAUUUUACUUACGAUGAAGUAAAUUCUAUUGUCAACAUUGAAUCAUUAGCAUCACAAUCACAUUUUUCUGUCAGUUUAAAUCAUCCUGGUAAGCAAAAAGACAAUCAAAUUAGAGAAGGAGAGAUAAAAAAUUUAAAGAAUAAAAUUAAACAAUUAGAAAUUCAACUAAGCAAUACAAAACAAGAAAAUGAUGAUAAAUUUAAAAAUAUGAAACAUAUUAUAGAUUGUAAAGAUACAGAGCUUAAAUUUCAGCAACAAGAAAUGACUUCUCUUAAAAAUAAGAUAAAAGAAAUGAAGAUAAUUAACAAAAAUAUCCCUCAGAAAAAUGUAUCAUUUAGCUGUAUGAAAACUGGAAGUAACUCAACUUUAUUGCAUAAUGCUUCAGAACAUAAUAUAAAAAAAAAUACAUCAACUCAAACAAUGAAUAAUGAACAAUACCUAUUUAUAAGGGAUCAUUUUCCUGAAAUAAAUAAAAGUUAUGAAAAGCUAAAAAAAUGUUUAUAUCCUGACUUACUUGGUAUUCAAAGUAAUCAAAAUGAUGUAAGAACUUUAAGUGCAAUACAAGAUUGUCAUUUAAUUUUAGCUAAAUUAAUGGUGUUAGAAACUUUUGAUGAAUUUCAAUCUUACUCAUUAAUUGAAUUGUUGUUUGAAAACUGUAAACAUAUUUUAGAAUCUACAGUUGAAAUACUUCAAGAGACAAUAGAGGAUGAGGAUUUUGUCCACAGAGAAAAACAAUUAAUUUAUAAUUACUUAAAUUUGAAUAAACAAUACUUGAAAAAUAGGUUUUCUAUGUUUGAUCUACAAUUCUCUCAUUUAUUAGAUUGCAUAUCAGUAUUAACUACUAUUUCUACUAUUGUUCCAAGAAUUAUUAUGAAUCAUUCAAAUAACUUAUUUCAAACAGUUGUACAAUUUUUACAACUAAUUGGUUCACAAAGUCGUACCUUAGAAUAUGUUUCUGUAAUUAUAGCAUUGAUAAAGUUUCUUACAAAUUUAUGUAGUUGUAAUUGGGAAAUAACAAAACAAAAGCAAUUAGACAUUUAUGAUAUAAUUAAAGAAAUAGUAUUCUGUCGCCCAUGCAUUAACAUUAUACGAGAACUAAUCAAUCUGUUAAGCAAAAUUUCUAUUUAUACAGAGAUAACAGACAACCUAUGUCAAUUAUCUGAUAAUUUAACUCCUAAAACAUUUAUUCUAUCUGACAGAAUUAGUACAUUUACAACAGGAACAUGUGUUCUUCGUGUCCUUUGUCUUCAAUUAGAACUUCUCAAACACAGCAAUCAUCUUAUUACAAACUAUUUAUAUUUUGUGUAUAUGCUUUUAAAUAGUACACAUGUACCUAAAUGGAUGCACAAAAUACCAAAUAAAACAUGUGAUUGUACUGCAUCAUUUAUAGAUUUAACUAUUCAAUGUUUAUACACUGUUUUCAAUAUUUAUGAAAAAGGAAGAGAAUCUUGUGACACUGAUUUAUUGAAACUUGUGGAAGAAAUUGUUGAAAAUAGUUAUUCUAUAUUAUAUCGUUUGGGAAAGUUAGACGAAGAAUUUCGUACUCACAUAAGUAAAUGUAAGGGUCGUUAUGAUGUUAUUGUUCGGAAAAUUCAAAAGCUUGAAUUUGACAAAUCAAACAAAUUUUUAGUAAAAGAAUUGAAAAAAUUUGAAUUCAAAUCAUUAACACAUAGUCAAUACAAUUCUUCUGUAAUUUAUGAAGUAUUUCCGAUUGAUAAACCAAAGUUUACACAAAAAUCACAAUACCAAUUUGAUGAACCUAAUAAACAAAUUGUUGAAAAUAAUUAAUGAAAUAAUCAACAAUGCAUAAAUUAGAUCAUAUAGGAGCAAUAUGCAGGUGGAGGCUGUCGUUCACCCAAACAAUUUUCAGGACAUUUGUAACUAAGAUGGCCUUCUUUGCCACAUUCAUAACAAAAACUUUUGUC
Molecule: messenger RNA, 2236 nt
Organism: Melanaphis sacchari
Lineage: Eukaryota; Metazoa; Arthropoda; Insecta; Hemiptera; Aphididae
Product: ATR-interacting protein mus304
Exons: 14
Coding region: 252-2099 (615 amino acids)
Source: RefSeq, a predicted model, not a curated record